AUGCCAGCCUCCUCGAUCCAAUCGUACUUCUCAUCGUCCUCGCCGACCAAAUCUUUCCCUGGCGAUGGUUUUACGUCCGAAGAGUUGCAGGUGUCUUCACCGACGACUGAAUGGGUUCCUGUCCUUGACUAUGAAGAGAGCGAGAUCGCCUCUCUAGAGCCAGGUCCACGCUGCCUGACUAUCAUGGGACGCAUCGUCAACGUCUAUGACACGCCCAAGCCUAGCAAGCGACCGAAAGCUGCCCAAGGCUUCUUCAAAUUAAUGAUCGCUGAUGACACUGGCGUCAUGACUGUGCGGCUCUGGUACGCGACACCACUCUACGCACUCAAGCUAGGCCAGCUGGUGACCUUGUGGACUGUCCAUAUCAGUCAAGGAGAUGGCCAGAUCGGACUAGCGCCGAACGCUGCGCCGCUUUUUACCAGCAUCUUCCCCGAGAAUGAACGAAACUGUCACUUCAUGAUACAUGAGCGAAGCGACGAUGGGACCAUGUUCAAGAGACCAUUCGGAGCGAACGACAGCCAGGUGUGGCCGGGUCUCAUGACGCUGAGGAACUUCACGGAUGGCGGUUUUGAUGUGGACGACUGUAAACUUCUGGUUUGUGUAAAGAGUAUUGGACCGAGGAAGAAGUUCACCAACAAAAACGGAAAUACCUCAGAAUCGAUGACUGCUGUCAUACUGGAUGAUACCUCAGAGGGCAUCCUCACCCUCUACGGUUCUGUUUCAGGGUCAGCAUCUGCGUGGAAGCCCUACGACACCGUACUGCUCAUCUCCAACCCUGGCUGGCGCAUUGACAAGAGCGCGAAACUGUCGCUGAACGGAAACACACAGCUGUUCAUCGACCCAGCCAUUGCGGACGCUCGCUAUCUCCGGGCUCUUUCUCAGCGUCUCAUAAAGAGAGAGCAUGUGAACCCACCCUUCCCGCACGAUGUUUUUGACGCAGAGGAAGCCGGAGGCGCAGCAGUCAAGGUCCUAUACAAGUUGAGCGAGAUCGACGAAUUCGCAAGGACGAAUCCGACGGAGAAAGCCGUGGGAUACAUGAGUGUCAUCAUCACGCAGCUCAACAUCGUCGUGAACUACAAGCGCGAGAUGCUCAUGAGCAAUGAAUGCUGCGGGAAGCCAAUCUUCUCUAGCAAAGUGAAGACUAGUUGUCGACAAUGCGACAGGGAGUGUAUGCUACGGAUCAAUCCUCGCAUACUGGGAGACGUCAUUGACGAAACCGGAGCAAUCGGCACCGGCAAGCUCAUUUUUUCCGACGCAGCGUGGGAACAGCUCCUCGGUCGCACUGCUGAACAGCUCGUGAGCGCUCCUUUGGACGUCAUGAAGUACCUCGAACAAAGGCUCCUAUUCCUCAGACUGACGUUGGGCUUCGGAAUCCAUCUAGGAAAUGAAGAGAUCGGCAGGUUAGUGGUUUGGUGCGUAAAGAUGUGA
Molecule: messenger RNA, 1428 nt
Organism: Didymosphaeria variabile
Lineage: Eukaryota; Fungi; Ascomycota; Dothideomycetes; Pleosporales; Didymosphaeriaceae
Exons: 3
Coding region: 1-1428 (475 amino acids)
Biological process (GO): resolution of meiotic recombination intermediates
Molecular function (GO): single-stranded DNA 3'-5' DNA exonuclease activity; single-stranded DNA binding
Source: RefSeq, a predicted model, not a curated record